Molecule: messenger RNA, 980 nt
Organism: Panthera uncia (snow leopard)
Lineage: Eukaryota; Metazoa; Chordata; Mammalia; Carnivora; Felidae
Product: exostosin-2-like
Exons: 4
Coding region: 1-897 (298 amino acids)
Source: RefSeq, a predicted model, not a curated record
AUGCGUAGCUACUUGGGGGGCGCGGGCCCGGCCGCUCCCGCAUGCGCAGUGAGCUCUGUGUCAGGCGUCACCAAGCCCGGUCGCUGGCGCCUCGCUCCCCGCUCGCUUGCGCAGACCCGGCGCCGGCGGUGGCGGCCGGCGACUCGGCGCGAUUCCUCCUGGGCGGCCGUGGCCCGCGCCCCGCGGCAUGCGCCGGUGACCGAGCGCGGGGCCGAGCGGGAAGCAACCGUGGCCGAGGAGCGUGAGGAAGAGGCUGCCUGUGUCAUUAUGUGUGCGUCGGUCAAGUACAAUAUCCGGGGUCCUGCCCUCAUCCCAAGAAUGAAGAGCAAGCACCGAAUCUACUACAUCACCCUCUUCUCCAUUGUCCUCCUGGGCCUCAUUGCCACUGGCAUGUUCCAGUUCUGGCCGCAUUCCAUCGAGUCCUCCAGCGACUGGAGCGUGGAGAAGCGCAGCGUCCGGGACGUGCCGGUGGUCAGGCUGCCCGCCGACAGCCCCAUCCCCGAGCGGGGCGAUCUCAGCUGCAGGAUGCACACGUGCUUUGACGUCUACCGCUGUGGCUUCAACCCAAAGAACAAAAUCAAGGUGUACAUCUACUCUCUGAAGAAGUACGUGGAUGACUUUGGUGUCCCAGUCAGCAACACCAUCUCCCGGGAGUAUAACGAACUGCUCACGGCCAUCUCUGACAGUGACUACUACACCGAUGACAUCAGCCGCGCCUGCCUGUUCGUCCCGUCCAUCGACGUACUUAACCAGAACACGCUCCGCAUUAAGGAGACAGCACAAGCCUUGGCCCAGCUCUCUAGGUGGGAUCGAGGUACAAACCACCUGCUGUUCAACAUGUUGCCUGGAGGUCCCCCCGAUUAUAAUACAGCGCUGGAUGUCCCCAGAGACAGGUAACUGUAUUUGGAGUUGUCCCUGUGAGGGGUUUCUGAGGAUCAAGGAAAUACAAGACCCUUUCCUUCCUGUGAAGUCAUUUUCUU